AACGUACGUCGUUAUAUACGGAGUAAUAGGUGUGAAGGCUGUAACCUGGAAAUUUAUAAUCGUUAUGGUGAAAUUUUGCUAUUUUGUUAUGCCAGAUGGAAGUGCAUAAAGUAACGUCAGAAAUUCAUACAGAAAAUGGCAAUUUUUCUGUAUCGUCGGAGGAAUUAGGCAAUGCCAUUUCAAAGUUUUACUUCAAAUACCCUCGAUGCUUGAUGAAAAACGAAAGAGAUGGACUUGAGUUUGACACCGAUGGAGAUCCUAUCAUUGAUCGGCAAACGCAGGGAGAACUAAUUAUAGAGCACAGUAUAUCGACUGCACUCGAACUUGUUGGCCUUCAAGUAUGGCGUGGUGCAUUUUUACUCGCUGAUUACAUUCUGCACAAUGGAAAACUAUUUGAAAAUCAAGUGGUCUUAGAGCUGGGGUCUGGUGUUGGCCUUACUAGCAUUAUAGCCGGGAUGUUUGCUAAUGAGGUUAUAUGUACCGAUGUGAAUGUAGGUGGGAUCCUUAAAUUAAUAGAAGGAAAUGCGGAUAAAAAUAGGGUUUAUAUUAAAUCACCUUUUCUGGUUACGGAAUUGAACUUUUUCAACCUGAACUGGCCGAAAUCUUUACAAGAAAAAUUUGACGCAGCUUCAAUCAUCUUAGCAGCCGAUGUGAUUUAUGAUGAUCAAAUAACGGAUGCGUUUGUAAGAACCGUGAUGAAGUUGUUGAACUCGCGUUUACCAAAGGCAAUUUACAUUGCCUUAGAGAAACGGUAUGUGUUUACCAUUUCAGAACUGGAUACUGUAGCGCCGAUGUACGAGGAGUUUUUAAGAUGUGUUCAACGAUACAAAACUAAUUGGAAGAUACAAUAUUUAGAUAUAAAUUUUCCACAGUAUUUCAAAUAUGACAGAGUGAAAGAUCUGAUACUGAUGAAAAUUGAAAACAACGUCGCUAGUAUAUGAAAAUCGUAUUAGACUAAAUUUAAAACGAUUAACAAUGCUAAUUAUAGUUAGGUCAAAUUUAUAACUACGCUGUAUCGUAAAUAAGAAAACUUAAGUAACAGUAUAACAAUAAAGAUCUUUUUUCUUUUGAA
Messenger RNA from Diprion similis, 1072 nucleotides. RefSeq names its product methyltransferase-like protein 22. Gene Ontology annotation, biological process: protein methylation. Gene Ontology annotation, cellular component: nucleus. Bases 96 to 941 code for a protein of 281 amino acids. The transcript is spliced from 6 exons. The record is from RefSeq and is a predicted model, not a curated record. NCBI's taxonomy places the organism in Eukaryota, Metazoa, Arthropoda, Insecta, Hymenoptera, Diprionidae. Gene Ontology annotation, molecular function: protein methyltransferase activity.